Molecule: messenger RNA, 2463 nt
Organism: Glycine soja
Lineage: Eukaryota; Viridiplantae; Streptophyta; Magnoliopsida; Fabales; Fabaceae
Product: putative disease resistance RPP13-like protein 1
Exons: 1
Coding region: 181-2448 (755 amino acids)
Biological process (GO): defense response to other organism
Molecular function (GO): ADP binding; protein binding
Source: RefSeq, a predicted model, not a curated record
AAAUUAUAGCCACUCAUGGAAUACAGCUGUUGAAGUUUCUGUUGUCGGAAAGACUUAACAAUUAUUGGUUGACUGACCAUCAAAGGAAAAGAUGACCUUAAAGUAAAGCCAUGAUUCAUUUUGAUUCAUAUGCAUUGAGACAUUGGCAUAAGCUGCACUUUCAUUCAUCCAUUUCCAACCAUGGCUGUAGAAUUAAUUGCUGGUGCUCUUCUUUCUUCUUUCCUCCAGGUUGCAUUUGAAAAGCUUGCUUCUCCUCAAGUUCUGGACUUCUUUCACGGAAAAAAACUUGAUGAGACGCUUCUGAGAAAGUUGAAAAUUAAGCUGCAGUCCAUCGAUGCUCUGGCUGAUGAUGCUGAACGAAAGCAGUUCGCAGAUCCACGCGUGAGAAACUGGCUUCUUGAGGUCAAAGAUAUGGUUUUUGAUGCAGAGGAUCUCUUGGAUGAAAUGCAAUAUGAAUUCUCCAAAUGGGAACUGGAAGCUGAAUCUGAAUCUCAGACCUGUACCGGCUGUACUUGCAAGGUACCAAAUUUCUUCAAAUCUUCUCCUGCUAGUUUCUUUAACAGGGAAAUUAAAUCCAGGAUGGAAAAAAUCCUUGAUAGCUUAGAAUUUCUCUCAAGCCAAAAGGAUGAUCUAGGCUUGAAAAAUGCUAGUGGUGUUGGCGUUGGAUCAGAAUUGGGUAGUGCAGUACCACAGAUAUCACAAUCAACAUCUUCGGUGGUUGAAAGUGAUAUUUAUGGCAGAGAUGAAGACAAAAAAAUGAUUUUUGAUUGGCUGACAUCUGACAAUGGCAAUCCUAACCAGCCAUCGAUACUUUCUAUUGUGGGCAUGGGUGGGAUGGGUAAGACCACACUUGCUCAACAUGUAUUCAAUGACCCUAGGAUCCAGGAGGCUAGAUUUGAUGUCAAAGCUUGGGUCUGUGUUUCAGAUGAUUUUGAUGCUUUCAGGGUAACAAGAACAAUUCUUGAGGCCAUCACUAAAUCGACUGAUGAUAGUAGAGACCUAGAGAUGGUUCACGGAAGAUUGAAAGAAAAAUUGACGGGGAAGAGAUUUCUUCUUGUUUUGGAUGACGUUUGGAACGAAAACCGACUUAAAUGGGAAGCUGUGCUAAAACAUCUUGUUUUUGGGGCUCAGGGGAGUAGAAUUAUUGCCACCACACGUAGUAAGGAAGUUGCUUCUACCAUGAGGUCAAGAGAACACCUCCUGGAGCAAUUACAAGAAGAUCAUUGCUGGAAGUUGUUUGCUAAACAUGCAUUCCAAGAUGAUAAUAUUCAACCAAAUCCAGAUUGCAAGGAGAUUGGUACGAAGAUAGUUGAAAAAUGUAAAGGACUUCCUCUGGCCUUGAAAACAAUGGGAAGUCUAUUACACGACAAGUCAUCUGUUACGGAAUGGAAAAGCAUAUUGCAGAGCGAGAUAUGGGAAUUUUCAACAGAGCGUAGUGAUAUUGUACCUGCUUUAGCACUAAGCUAUCACCAUCUUCCUUCUCAUCUCAAGAGAUGUUUUGCUUAUUGUGCCUUAUUCCCCAAAGAUUAUGUGUUUGAUAAGGAGUGCUUAAUACAAUUGUGGAUGGCUGAAAAAUUUCUACAAUGUUCUCAACAGGGUAAGAGUCCAGAAGAAGUUGGUGAACAAUACUUCAAUGAUCUAUUAUCAAGGUGCUUCUUUCAACAAUCAAGCAACACAAAGAGAACACAAUUUGUCAUGCAUGACCUUCUCAACGAUUUGGCAAGAUUUAUUUGUGGGGACAUUUGUUUCAGAUUGGAUGGUGAUCAAACAAAAGGUACACCAAAAGCACCCCGUCACUUUUCAGUUGCAAUCGAACACGUUCGAUACUUUGAUGGGUUUGGAACUCUAUGUGAUGCAAAAAAGUUACGUUCAUAUAUGCCAACAAGUAACAAAAAGAAUUUUGAUUACUUCUCUUCUUGGGGUUGCAAUAUGUCGAUACAUGAACUGGUCUCCAAGUUUAAGUUCUUACGUGUCUUAUCUUUAUCUGAUUGUUCUAACCUAAGAGAGGUGCCUGACUCUGUGGGUAAUCUUAAAUAUCUCCAUUCAUUAGACCUUUCAAAUACUGACAUUGAAAAAUUACCUGAAUCAAUAUGUUCACUCUACAACUUGCAAAUACUGAAGCUAAAUGGUUGUAAUAAAUUGAAGGAGCUGCCCUCCAAUUUACAUAAACUCACUGAUUUGCAUCGCCUUGAAUUAAUAGAUACUGGAGUGAGAAAGGUACCAGCACAUUUGGGAAAACUGAAGUAUCUUCAGGUAUCAAUGAGUCCGUUUAAGGUUGGCAAAAGUAGGGAGUUCAGUAUCCAGCAGCUAGGAGAACUCAAUCUUCAUGGAAGUCUAUCAAUUCAGAACCUGCAGAAUGUCGAGAGUCCCUCGGAUGCAUUAGCAGUGGAUUUGAAAAAUAAAACACACCUUGUCAAGCUGAAGUUAGAAUGGGAUUCAGACUGUUAAGAAAAUCUGUUAAGA